CAGACCCAACCACGGAUGGCGGAGGUGCGGGACGGACGCGCUCUCGGUGGCGCGAUGGAGGCUGACGGGCCCGCGAGCCCCCAGGAGCUGCCGCCCUCGCCGCCACCACCGCCGUCGCCGCCGCCACCUCUGCCCUUGCCGACGUCUCCCGCGGCCCCGGAGACCCCCGAGCGCCCCCAGCCCGAGCCGUCCGAGGCCUGCGCCCGGCAACUGCUGCUGGAGGAGUGGGGGCCGCUGGGCGGGGGCCUGGAGCUGCCCCCGAGCCUCACCUGGAAGGUGCUCCUCCUGCGGCGGCCGCUCUACCGCAACCUGCUGCGCUCGCCCAACCCCGAAGGCAUCAACAUUUACGAGCCAGCGCCCCCUACUGGUCCCACGCGGCAACCCCUGGAGACUCUGGGCAAUUUCCGAGGAUGGCACAUUAAAACUGAAACACUCCACAAGGACCUAAGCUGGACGGUGAAGCAGCAGUGCGUGGACCUUCUGGCCGAGGGCCUGUGGGAGGAGCUGCUUGACGACGAGCAGCCGGACAUCACGGUCAUGGACUGGUUCGAGGACAGCCGGCUUGACGCCUGCGUCUAUGAGCUGCACGUGUGGCUGCUGGCAGCGGACCGCCGCACGGUCGUGGCGCAGCACCACGUGGCACCGCGGACCUCCGGGAGAGGCCGCCCUGGCUGCUGGGUGCAGGUGUCCCACGUGUUCCGCCAUUACGGCUCUGGAGUGCGCUUCGUCCACUUCCUGCACAAGACCAAGAACCGCACGGUGCCCGGCGGCCUGCGGAGGACAAGGGUGACCGACUCCUCCGUGUCCGUGCAGCUCAGGGAGUGA
Molecule: messenger RNA, 825 nt
Organism: Propithecus coquereli (Coquerel's sifaka)
Lineage: Eukaryota; Metazoa; Chordata; Mammalia; Primates; Indriidae
Gene: NCCRP1
Product: non-specific cytotoxic cell receptor protein 1 homolog (zebrafish)
Exons: 6
Coding region: 16-825 (269 amino acids)
Biological process (GO): glycoprotein catabolic process; SCF-dependent proteasomal ubiquitin-dependent protein catabolic process
Cellular component (GO): cytoplasm; SCF ubiquitin ligase complex
Molecular function (GO): ubiquitin protein ligase activity
Source: RefSeq, a predicted model, not a curated record